Messenger RNA from Zychaea mexicana, 1482 nucleotides. RefSeq lists its product as uncharacterized. The record is from RefSeq and is a predicted model, not a curated record. The transcript is spliced from 11 exons. Lineage: Eukaryota; Fungi; Mucoromycota; Mucoromycetes; Mucorales; Lichtheimiaceae. Gene Ontology annotation, molecular function: protein binding. Bases 1 to 1482 code for a protein of 493 amino acids.
AUGAAGAUACACAGCCCACUACUACUUCUCUUUUUUCUUUGCACAGUACUCUUACUGGCUGUAGCCGUCCAAGCACAAGACGACGGAAGCGGCACAACCGAUCCUGGAACUGGUAACGAUGGCUCUGUUGACGGUACCGACGGUUCUGGCGAUAUCACCGACGGCUCUGUUGACGGCACCGACGGCUCUGGCGAUGUCCCCGACGGCUCUGGCGAUGUCACCGACGGUACAGACACUGGCGACGGCACAACAGACCCUACGCCCAGCGACGACACAGGCGCCACCGCACCAUCUGAUGCAGCAACACCACCCGACGCUAUUGACUCAGCUUCACCGACCGCAAGCGAGGCUGCACCCGCUGCGAGUGAUAGUGCAGUUGCCCCUGCCCCUAGCGAGGAUCCUGUAGGUACCGGCGUAGUCAGCGAAACCGCAUGCUCUGCUCUCAAACAAAUCUUCAACUCACUGAACGGCAACUCGUGGGUGAUCUCCACUGGAUGGUCGGGCACCGAUAUGACCAGUUGUUGCAAUGGCUGGUUUGGCGUUAGCUGCAACAACGGAGCUGUGACCAAAGUAGAAUUGCCCUACAAUAACCUCGCCGGUGCUCUUCCUGAUGUCUUUGGCUCGUUACCAAACUUGAUGACACUGGAUCUGAGCAACAACCAAAUCUCGGGCUCGGUUCCAGCAUCAUUAUCCAGCAAUAUGGCCAGCCUUCGUUUUCUGAACUUAGAUGUUAAUGAGAUGGGCGGUGGUCUGCCCGCUUUCCAGAAUAUGCCCAUGUUAAGCAGCAUCCACCUCAAGAAUAACUCGUUCACUGGCUCUAUCCCUGAUUCAUGGAGCAGUGUUCUUACGCUGACAGAUAUCUACUUGAGCAACAACAAUUUGACGGGUCCCUUCCCUGCUGCUGUUCUCAGUCUGACAAACCUUGUGAGCCUCGUACUCGAUAACAACCAGAUCAAUGGCGUUAUCCCUACCGGCCUUGGAAGCUUGACUGCUCUCCAAACCUUUAAUCUUAAAGACAACCACAUUCUUGGACCUAUUCCUGAAACCAUCGGCAACAUUACGGGACUUACCUCAUUGGAUCUUUCAAACAACCGCUUGCGAGGAAACAUCUCCCCAAGUGUUGGCAAGUUACAGAAUUUGAAGCGCAUUAUGCUUGGACAUAAUGGACUCAACGGCGCGAUUCCCAAUGAAUUCGGAACACUUGCUGCAUUAGAGUACAUUCAACUCAACUAUAACGCUCUAAACGGCCAAUUCCCGAGCUUCAUGGCUCCACGUGCACUUGGAUACUGCUACAUGACCCCUAAUCAGUUCCAACUUUGCCCCGAUCAGACGAUCGUUGGCAAUCCGGACAGUAUGGCGUUCCAAUGCGCCACUGACUGUAUCGUCGGAACUACUCGCCCAGGUGCUGGUAGCUCGACUCGCGUCAACCUUAUGACACUUACUACCUUUGCUUUGGUUGCACUUGCCUUUGUGCUUUUCUAA